Mytilus trossulus (common blue mussel) is the source of this 1907-nucleotide messenger RNA. Its product is annotated as U4/U6.U5 small nuclear ribonucleoprotein 27 kDa protein-like. NCBI's taxonomy places the organism in Eukaryota, Metazoa, Mollusca, Bivalvia, Mytilida, Mytilidae. The record is from RefSeq and is a predicted model, not a curated record. Gene Ontology annotation, biological process: RNA splicing. The transcript has 7 exons. Gene Ontology annotation, cellular component: precatalytic spliceosome. The coding region runs from base 88 to 579 and encodes 163 amino acids.
UUUUGAUUACCUGUACACCCGACACAUCCGUUUAUAAACAAGAGGUUUCGUUUAUUUCACAUUUUCAGAGAUAAAACUAAUUAAAGAAUGCCAAGAAGUCGAUCUCGAUCGCCAAGAAGAGAAAGAAAAAGAUCAAGAUCUAGAGACAGAGACCGAGAAAGACAUCGUCACAGAAGCAGGUCAAGAUCUCCAAGAAGACGUUCACCAAGAAGAGAGCGAGAGAGACACAGAUCAAGAUCUGCAUCACCUAAAAGUGUUCACAAAAGAGAAAAAGAGAGACAUGACCCAUCUCCACCUAGUACUACUACUACUAGUAGUACUCAUGGAAGCAGUAGUAGCAGUAGUAGACCACCAAAACAGCCUCAAGCUCCAAAAAUAACAGAACAGGAAUUAGAAGGAAUGUCUGAAGAAGAGGUACAGAUGGCCAAGUUAAUGGGAUUCGCAUCAUUUAAUACAACUAAGAAUAAAAAAGUUGAUGGUAACGAUUCUUAUGCUGCCUAUUUACCAAAGAAAAGACGAUAUAGACAGUAUAUGAACAGAAGAGGGGGAUUCAACCGUCCUUUAGAUUUUAUUGCAUGAGGAGUCCUUUAAUUGUACCAGAAGGAAUGCAAAGUCUGGUUCUUUGCUGAAAAAAGGUGCCAAGAUCAUGUAUUAGAGAGAUUUUAUUGUCACUUUUGUUGUAAUACCAUUGAGACUUUUUUAAAUAUUGGAAAUAAUUUCAGUUUUGUUCAGUUGGAAUUAUGAACCCAUUUAUUUUUAAAUGAAUUUGUUAAAAUCAUACAAAAAUUUGCCAGUCAUUUUAUUUAAAUCUUUUUUAUUGAAAAAAGGUGUUGAAUACUAAUUGUUUGUUUAUAUACAUAAAGAAUUUUGGUUACCGUUUUUUUUUUUUUAUAUAAAUGUAAAGUUUGUACAUACUUUACUAGAAAAUACAUUUCAUUGUAAGUGCAGAAAUACAAUGGGCUUUAUCAUAAUUUUAUUUGUUAAAAGUUAUGUGUGUAUAUGUUAUGAACAAGUUGUAGUUUUUUGUACACAUUAUAAUUGAAUUGAAUAUUUGUAAAAGUUGUUAUAAUUUUGUGAACCUUUUUAACAUGAUUGGAUAACACAACCAGGUUAUCUUAUUUUACUUAGUAAAUAUUUACAAGACUUCAUGCUACAGCCUUAUACAUAUAUAGCUGACACCAAAGUUAAUUAUAUUGGAUAAUGCUAGAUUGACUUUAUCAAUUUUUGACGUAUAUAAAGUUUGGUUUCAAAAUAAUAAUUACUUGUUCAAAAAAAAAUUCUCAUUUAAAUCCAUACAAAAUUAUGACUUGAAUACAACAUAUAUAUAUAUAUUACAAUUUUAACCUCCACAAACUCGGCUGUGUAUGAAUGAAAAAUGAGUGAGAGAUAGGAAUGUUGUCAGAGACUGAAUUUGAAUACAUCUUUUCAUUGUUAUCAUUAUUUCAUUUAUAAUGUGGAUAGUUCAAUUAAAUUAGAACAUUUGAAAUAACUGAAAGUAAUAACAAAUUUUAUGGUCACAGUUCAAAAUUGCCUUUUUAUUUAUUUUGUUAGAUGCCAUGAAUGUUAUAAUUUGUUCAUAUUGUGAUUUUCUUGGAAGAAUUUUAAGAGUCUAGAAACAAUUUUAUACCAACAUGUACAAAACAUGAUAGUUGGAAUAACUUGGGUGUUUAUUUUUCCCCUAAUUCAGGAAACUGCAAUUUCAAAAUCUUACAAUAGAGAUUUAUUCACAGCAAAGAUCACAUGUUUAUUUUGAUAUAGAUUUUGACCAUUGUCCAAUGUUAGUUUUCCCUGUUGUGAAUGCCUUUGGAAUUGUCUGGGUACACCAAAGUUAAGAAUGACAAACGUGUGAUGGAUAUUAUGAAUAAGACCUUGUAUUUGUAUUGUGAGAAUAAAUACAGUAUUGUAAA